Messenger RNA from Aplysia californica (California sea hare), 2199 nucleotides. RefSeq names its product clumping factor A. The transcript is spliced from 3 exons. NCBI's taxonomy places the organism in Eukaryota, Metazoa, Mollusca, Gastropoda, Aplysiida, Aplysiidae. The record is from RefSeq and is a predicted model, not a curated record. Bases 1 to 2199 code for a protein of 732 amino acids.
AUGAGUGCUAGUGAUGGGGUUGACACAACGCAGAAACGUGCACUUCGGGAAUCAAGUGCGGUCCCAAGCGAGCGUGCUAAUUUUGCCCGUAUCGCUAGUGACUUCAACACAUCUGAUAACGAGAGUGGGGAGAAAUGCUGUGAUGUGAAACAUGAGGUAAUGUCUGGGCUAGAGUUUGAAAAUGCCAGCCAGACACAUUCGGACUGUAAGUCCAACGAGAAAGCUAAGAAUCAGAAGAAGGAUUUUUACGAUCUGGAAGACGCUCGUAAAAGACAAUUCUCCGAUACUUAUGUUCCUGGAGAUGGCCUGAAUUCCCAACCUGGUGAGGUUGUGGAGGAGGAUGAUGAUGACGACGACAGCACAACGAUCUCUGACAUCAAUUCUGACGAUGACUUCGAUUUGGACGGGGAGAGUGUGAGUAUGUCGGACUCCGACGCGGACAGUACUGUGUCAUCAGGGACCAGCAGCUACAGGUCCUCGGCAGAUUCACUGGGUAGACGGGGCAGCUACGACUUCCUGGCGGCGUCUGUUGCGGCAACCAACGACGAUAAUCUGUCCGAAAGUGGUGGUGGCGACGUUGGCGACGAUAAUGAAGAGGAGGAUGAGGAGGAAUUCUUCGACGCAGAGAAUGGUGAAGCUCAUAACAAACUUGAACAUAGUUCAGCUGUCAGCAUGACAGUGAGUCACCCUAAUGGAUUACCAGAUAAGCAGACUCUUUCUGUGUCGGAACAAAACAAUUCAGGCCUUGUAGACUCCUCAUCCUACAGCAACGCUUCUAUACAAUCAAACAAUGAAAGUAGCGGAAAUGAUUCGGAGUGUAGCCCACAAAAGCUAGAAGAACAUUCUAAAAAUAACAGUUCGAUAAAUAUGUCAGAUGAGAACAAGGAGAAAUCUUUCUCAAUGGACGUAUCUGCCCGGACCGAGCCGAGCAGCGAGUCUGACAACGCUCACGAAUCAGGAGCCAUGAGUCCGAUGCUUUCCCCUGACGUCAUCGAAGGUUUCAGUCUGAGCCAGGCGUGGGUGGAUCGUGUAAACCGUAGCCUGGCGGAGAACGUCCAGCCCAGAGUCACCACCACGGGUGAGGAGCUGGCCAGAAGCGCCGUUGUGAGAAGGAUUAUGAAAAGAUUUUCCGAAAAAGGUGAUAGUAAAUCUGCAAGACCCAGCUUUAUAGCAGAGGGGUUAAGAAAGACUUCUUCUGACAAGAGACCUGAUCGGAAUACUGGAGUCCGGAAUAAGUCUCAAGUUUCCAGGCCGGGAUUGCAACCUCUAUACGGUAUCGUGUAUAACUCCAAACCGAGAACUCAAAGCUAUAAGAGAGCUUGUUCUGUCCCUGCCGUACCAAGUCACAUCGUAGAACAGUUAUCUCCCUCGCAUUCUUCAGAUCAAUCCAUGGAGCAUCAGUCCAAUGACUCUGAUGCUCCCGACAAGCAAUCUUCCUCACAGCAGAUUAAAACCACCCAGGAACCAUCCGCCUGUAUUUCUAAAGGGAAGUCAAAUCGACGACCAGCCCAGCAAACAUCUUCUUCUAGAGUCAGCCUGCAGGCUACUCUACCAACCAUUAUUGAUACUUCGCCUCAAGGCAAACGUCCCCGGGCAGAAGGGGACAUCGAAUCUCUCAUUGGAGCGUCCUACUUAUCGGAUAACCACGCAGCGGUUUCCGUCAGCGUAAACGAUCGCUCACUGCGAAAAAGUCCUCAUCCCGUGGCUGAGUGUCCGGUUGCGCACGUGAGCUCCGGAAGCGAAGAUGAAUCCCAUUCGGGACGCUCUACCCCAACUCCGUCACAGACCGAUCAUGAAGAUGUAAAACAAGGAUAUAAUGGGAGUGGUUACGGCAGACGUGAGAAUAGUAUAUCAGAAGAAGAUUCUGGAAAAGCAGAUGUAAUGGAUUACACUAAUUCAUCGAGGGAAGCCACCACGGAUGUCGACAGUUCUGUGGCUUCGGUUACCACCCAGGACAAGGAGACUGACUCGGAGGAGGAGGACAAGUCGGAUAUACUCUCACACGGACUUAUCCGGAAACCGGCCGUGCGGAGGAAAGGAUAUGCCUGGGUCAGCAAGGUAUACACAAAGUACUCAUCUAGAACUCAUGGCAGUGAUGUCACCCACUCUGGAUUCCUGAGCGGGCGUCGAGGGGAGAAAGAGCUUCCUGGCUCAAGCAAGUUUGAUGAUCUGGCUGGAUGGGAUAUUGAUUGUUCUUAA